Messenger RNA from Paramisgurnus dabryanus, 2137 nucleotides. It is a transcript of the gene desi1b, whose product is annotated as desumoylating isopeptidase 1b. The record is from RefSeq and is a predicted model, not a curated record. Gene Ontology annotation, biological process: protein modification by small protein removal. Lineage: Eukaryota; Metazoa; Chordata; Actinopteri; Cypriniformes; Cobitidae. Gene Ontology annotation, molecular function: peptidase activity.
CGCUUAUGAAUAAGUAAGCGCAUUUGUCAUAACCGGUUUCAGAAAUAUCUUGAGUCACUGUGACGUAUCCGUCAACAACCGUGUUUUAUUUGAUUCUUUAAAAAAUUAAAACGCACAACGAACGUGGGUUUAUUCUGUCUUCGUCUGUAUGAUGUUGUGAUGCUGUGAAUGUGAGCACGAAGUCAAGUUUUCAGCAGAGCGAGAAACUCAAGCUAAGCUUUACUUUGUUAGCUAUUGCGUUGAUUCUCUACAGUUUGGUCUGUAAACACACAUUUGUGUAAACUAAGCCUUAGCGAUGGCCGAUGGCAGCUCUUAUAACGUAAAAUUGUAUGUUUAUGACAUGUCAAAAGGAAUGGCCCGUCAGCUGAGUCCUAUGAUGCUCGGAAAGCAACUGGAGGGAAUAUGGCAUACCUCUAUUGUGGCUUAUGGGGAAGAGUUUUUCUUUGGAGGUGUGGGCAUUUCAAGUUGUCCUCCGGGAGGCACACUUCUAGGUAUGCCUGACUCUAUUGUGGAUCUUGGAAACACAGAAGUUCCCCGAGAGCUAUUUCUGGAGUAUCUGUCUUCUCUUAGUGACUCCUAUAGUCCUGACAAAUACCACAUUUUCGAACACAACUGUAACAAUUUCAGUUGUGAGGUGGCCCAGUUUAUAACUGGAGCGAAGAUUCCCUCAUACAUCACUGACCUCCCAUCUGAGGUGCUCUCUACACCUUUUGGCCAAGCACUCCGUCCUUUUCUAGACUCCAUUACCAUCACCCCACCUGGAAGCAAUAGCAUGAAUGGAUUUGGCCAGAGGUAGACCUCGUUGCAUUUUAAGAGUGUAUUACUAAAGCAGUCAUGAAACUUGUGUAUCAGCCCUACAAGGUAACUUACUUACUGCUUAAAACAGUGUAAUCAGAAAUGAUAUGUGCAGGGCUUUAAGAUAAAAGUUUUCCUUUAUUUAAUGUACUUUUCAGUGAUAUGCAAUGUAGACAUAUUAAUUCACGACACUGUUAGUCAUUUUACUGUUACAAUGUUAUUACUAAAGUUAACUUUCCUAUGGACCAAAUCACUUAUAAACAAUGAAACCUUACUAGUAAUAUCCAUGUGGGUGGAAACCAAACCUAAGCAUAAACUAUCAUAAACUAUUAAAUAGGUUUUUAUGCUCAUCUAUUAAAACAAACCACUUCUUAAAUUGAUUAAAUGUAGCACAUUCCCAUUAUCAGACUGCAGAUGUCUCUAUUCUACCUCAGCAUAAUCUGUUAUUUUACACUCUCGGGAACAGUAUGAUUAUAAUAAUCUGGUAAUAAUUUGUACACUUUAAAUGUAAAGUUUCCCCCCAUUGGUCAAAUGCUAAUCAAAGAACAGUGAAAAGGAUUAAUUUAAAGAUUUAUUUAUGUGUAAAAUAGAUGGUUUGUCAAUUGUUCCCUUCUUUACUGUUGUUACACAUUUUAAAACUAUCGUUUUAGGUGUCAUGGAUUAAUAGGCCACAUUUAUUAAGCCUCAGUCUUUACUCUUUACCUGGAUUACUUUAUCAGUUUGCUUUAUUUGUAAUUUUGCUUUGUUGAUAAUAUUUUUAGUGUAAUUACACAGACUUUACCGUCAGUCAAAGCUACCUUAUAUUUAUCCCUGACUGCCUUGAAUCUAACUCAGAGGGUUUAAGAUGACAUUUUGCAAUAAUGCACAAUACUAAUCUAGGAAAGUGUCAUGAAGAAUUUAUGUUUUAUAAAAUAUACAAGUACCACUCAGUGGGACUACAGUUGUUAAGUCUCUUGACUCAAUUUUACAUUUGUUAUUCUUGAGUAGUGGUGGUUUAUUGACACACUGUUAAUAGGAAUUGUUUUAACCAGAAUUAUGUAACUAAUGGUUUGAUGGGAAAUGGUGGCAUACUUGUAAUCAAGUUCAUUGGGCCAUUGUUAUCCCAAAUCUUAAGGACAAAUUGCAUUUAAAGUUACAUACAAAAAAAGAGACAGUUUUAUUGACUUUUAUUUACAAAGUUAACUUUAAUCACUUUUGCCAAUUUUUUAAACUCUUACCUGCAUCUCUUUCUGUGCUGUUGUUCUGUAAAUAUUAUAUUUCUUUAUUCUUUUCUGCCAAUCAUCUGGAUAUGUUUUGAAUAAUAUUGUCUCUCUGACUUAAAAAUAAAGAUAUUUUGACAGGA